This is a messenger RNA of Capronia epimyces CBS 606.96, 1878 nucleotides long. RefSeq lists its product as uncharacterized. The transcript is spliced from 4 exons. Gene Ontology annotation, molecular function: sequence-specific DNA binding; DNA-binding transcription factor activity. Gene Ontology annotation, cellular component: nucleus. The record is from RefSeq and is a predicted model, not a curated record. NCBI's taxonomy places the organism in Eukaryota, Fungi, Ascomycota, Eurotiomycetes, Chaetothyriales, Herpotrichiellaceae. Gene Ontology annotation, biological process: positive regulation of transcription by RNA polymerase II. The coding region runs from base 1 to 1878 and encodes 625 amino acids.
AUGAACCAGACCCAGUCGUAUAUGGAUUUGCAUCCGGCUUCGCACCUCUCUUCUGGACCUUCAUAUUCACAUUCUGUAACUACGGCUCCGUUGGGUCACUAUCAACAAUAUCAGCAGCCUCCGGUCAUUCCUCCUGCAUCGACACACUAUGGGCCUCCACAGUAUAGCAAUUAUGGAUAUGCCAAUGGCGUAACAUCUCCGCAGCCUGCAACCGGCCAUAUAGCGCAGCAAGUCCAGUCACAUAUGCCAUCGCUUCCCGCCAUGAUGACCGGCCCUGGCCCUCAACAAACUUAUGUGCCACAAGCCUCCAGUUUGCCCGCUCCUGCUCAAGGGUAUCCAGCUCAGCAAGUUCCCUUCGACACGACUGGCCAGGUUGCACCGCCUGGUAUGAAACCCAGGGUCACAGCAACAUUGUGGGAAGAUGAAGGGAGUCUGUGCUUUCAAGUCGAAGCAAAGGGUGUUUGCGUUGCCCGUCGCGAAGACAAUCACUUCAUCAAUGGGACAAAGCUACUCAAUGUCGCUGGAAUGACUCGGGGACGUCGUGACGGCAUCCUCAAGUCAGAAAAAACUCGACAUGUGGUGAAAAUCGGGCCGAUGCAUCUCAAGGGCGUCUGGAUACCCUUUGAACGUGCGCUCGACUUCGCGAAUAAGGAGAAGAUCACCGAUCUUUUGUAUCCAUUGUUUGUGCACAAUAUCGGUGGCCUCCUUUACAGUCCGGAAAACGCGCCUAGAACGAAUGCAGUUGUACAAGCAUCAACGGAGCGACGUCGAAUGGACAGUAUAGACACCACGCGGGCUUCGCAGGCUGCGCAGACGCCGUCUCUUCCACAUCAUAGUACAAUGCCGGGUGGUGGCCAAGCUCCUCCAACGCCGCACUCGAUUGCGCAGCACCCGAAUGCACCACGCCCCGGAAUAGACCGCGCCCACACAUUUCCAACGCCUCCCACAAGUGCAUCAAGUGCUAUGGGCAUGGGCAAUCAAGGCAGUUCAUAUGAUUGGGGUAACCAGAGUAUGACGAAUGGAGCAACUGGGACUCAACCUUUGUCAAUCGAAACGGGUCUAAAUGCUCGAUCCAUGCCAACGACGCCCGCGACUACCCCGCCAGGUACUGCAGGACAAGGAAUGCAUUCGUAUCAAGGCCAACCAGGCUACGACACCUCCAAGCAUUAUUACAGUACCACGCCCGGCUCUCAGACUGGUUACGUGCCGCAUACAGAUGGGAGUCGAUACGGCCAGGCCCUACCAUCUGCGCCCUACGGAAAGACUGAUAUGGGCCCACCCAUAGCACCUGGCUCAGCCAACGGAGGUGGAGAUGGUCAUGAUCACAAGGCUGACAGCUAUCCUGGACAAUCUCAUGGCUCUCAACAUGACAAUGAUCAUCCGGACGGUAGUUACAUGAGUGCCAAUGCCUCUGCGUAUAAUUCUAACCGCGGACAAUAUUCGUACGGCGCCACCGGUGACCAUCCUCAUCUGUCUCCCGAGCAGUUGUCUGGUUCUCCAACCCACCAAGCAGGCUCAGGCCAUGCCACCCCGCGGACUAUGCCUUCAGGUCAACCACAAUGGACGCCCGACUAUCAUACUCCACCAAACCGUGCACCCACUUCGAACAGUGUUUAUAAUGUCAUGGGUCGCGCUCGAACCCCGCAAGGAGGCUCUACCGACAGCUACGGCAAUCCGACAUAUUCGAGUGGAGGUCAUCACGGAGGCUUGUCAUCUGCGAAACGUGGACGAGAAGACGACGAUCAGGAUCCACCGGGCAGUCGAGAUUUUGAUGGUUACGACUCUAAGCGCCGCAAGAUGGGCCGACAAGAGACAUUUGGGAUGCCUCUGAACACAACAGCACACAUGCAAGCCAUCAAAACCGGCGGACAGCGCUAG